Molecule: messenger RNA, 868 nt
Organism: Helianthus annuus (common sunflower)
Lineage: Eukaryota; Viridiplantae; Streptophyta; Magnoliopsida; Asterales; Asteraceae
Exons: 3
Coding region: 1-540 (179 amino acids)
Source: RefSeq, a predicted model, not a curated record
AUGGAUAAUCCUUUGUUGACACAUGAUGGCGUUGCUGGUGCUGGUAUAUUUGCUUUAGGAAGUGUUGGUUGGAAAUUAGAAGGAUAUUUUCUCGGUUUUGAAAGACACUGUCAAAGCUGGAGUAGGUGGGGCAGAAAAGUUGGGGGUCAAUGCGCGGAUGGAGAGGGAAAAAAUUUCUCAGUCACUCAGUUUAGAGAUGAGGUGACAAAUCAGAUCUGGAACAAAGUGGCGGCUGAAGGUUUUAGAUGCAACAUAUGGGUUCCAAAAAAGGUCAUUUUCUUUAUCUGGAAGCUCGUGCAGGGCUGCAUCGCUGAAAAAAUUGCGCUUCUGCAGCGUGGGAUUUCUAUUAUGUUAAUGAGAGUUUUGCCUAUUGAGGAGAGACUUGGAACUUUGGAAGUGAUGGGUUCAAAAGCAUCUCAACUCAUAUUAGAGAUAUUACAUCCAGUUAGGAAGCAGGUAAGUCAUCCAAUGUUUUUUCAAAACCCUACAUACAGCCUUCAUCUGUAUUUUCCCUCAUCUCCAUCCUCUAUUCUGGUUUAAGCCAUUCGAACGAUUCAACAUCAGGUAUGAUCAAUCUUCCUAAUUCCGGAUCUUCUUUCAAUUCAAUUCAUUCUUUCUAAUAGUUCUCUACUUUGUUGUUGUGGUGCGUUUCUUGGUUCCGAUUUGGUGGCCACGGUGAUUGGAACUGAUGGUGGUAGUGGUCGCCUAAAAAAUCGGAUACGAUGCCAUGGUGGUUGCACACCACCGUAUCAUCGCCACUUCUUCGAUGUGAACUAUCGGAUAUGAUGUUAUCUUAGAAGCCGUAGCGACUUCAAGUUUGUUAAAGCUUGGUGUUCUGUUACAAAAAAAACCCCUAAUUUCUUCCUAC